This is a messenger RNA of Penicillium odoratum, 2325 nucleotides long. Its product is annotated as COPI-interacting protein CEX1. The transcript is spliced from 9 exons. Bases 1 to 2325 code for a protein of 774 amino acids. Gene Ontology annotation, molecular function: protein kinase activity; ATP binding. The record is from RefSeq and is a predicted model, not a curated record. Gene Ontology annotation, cellular component: cytoplasm. Lineage: Eukaryota; Fungi; Ascomycota; Eurotiomycetes; Eurotiales; Aspergillaceae. Gene Ontology annotation, biological process: protein phosphorylation; tRNA export from nucleus.
AUGGAUUUCCUCAAAUCCGCCGUCGCAUCUGCGAUCGCUAAAGGAAGCUCACUUCCUUUCUCUCUCGGUGAUAGAGUUGACAUUGGCGAUUCGAUCUGGACUCUGCAUAACGGUACGAAACGGGACGACAGCUCUGCGUGCAGUGUGUUUACAUUCGAUAUUGCGGCAAACAAGUCGCGUCUUCCGUUGGCGAAGAAUGCGGUGCGGAAGUGCAGGACCUUACGCCAUCCUGGUGUGAUCAAGGUUUUGGAUACGAUUGAGACUGAGUCGACUCUUUACAUCGUUACCGAACGAGUUGUUCCGCUUUCAUGGCAGGUCAAGCGAAGGAGUUUGAGUGAGGAGACUGCAAAAUGGGGGUUAUACACUGUCUCGUCUACUCUCAAGUUUAUCAAUGAAGAUGCAUCCUCCGUCCACGGUGCCGUUCGCGCGUCGUCGGUCUACACGAGUGAAAGUGGCGAGUGGAAGUUGGGUGGGUUUGAUAUUCUGAGCUCGAUGAAGGAGGAUGAUGCAAUUAUAUAUACGUAUGGAAGCAUUGUGCCUGAUGCAGCUCGAUACACUCCUCCAGAGGUGGUCAAAGGUGGCUGGGAAGUCAUCAAGCGCCACCCCUUGGCAGCUGUUGAUGCUUAUGGCUUGGGUGUUUUGAUUUUCGAGGUCUUUAAUGGUCAAUUUUCGGGUGGUGACCAAAUCGGCAAAACAACAAAUAUCCCUCCAAGUAUGCACCAAAGCUACAAACGUCUUUGUACUGCAAACCCCAAACUUCGAUUGAGCCCGGGUCACUUUGUUGAACAGGGCAAAAAGCAUGGCGGGUUCUUCCAGACCUCGUUGAUUCGGUUGACCGAGGACAUGGAGAGUUUGGGUCUUAAGACUGAUGUCGAGAGGGAAGAAUUCAUUAACAGUGAACUUGAUAAUCUAUCAGAAGACUUCCCCGAGGAUUUCUUCAAGAUGAAGGUACUCCCCGAGUUACUCAAGUCUGUUGAAUUCGGUGGUGGUGGACCAAAGGUCUUGAGUGCUACAUUGAAGAUUGGUUCCAAGCUUUCGGCAGAUGAGUUCAAUGCUAAGUUGACUCCUGUCGUUGUACGCUUAUUUGGUAAUCCCGAUCGAGCACUUCGCGUGUGCUUGUUAGAUAAUCUACCUUUGAUGAUUGAUAAUCUUACUCAGAAGGUGGUCAAUGACAAGAUCUUCCCUCAGAUGACUUCUGGUUUUACCGAUGUCGCCCCCGUGGUGAGAGAACAGACUGUCAAGGCUGUGCUUUCUGUUAUCAAUAAACUCAGUGAUCGAGUGAUCAAUGGAGAAUUGCUCAAAUUCUUGGCUCGUACCGCCAAUGAUGAGCAACCUGGCAUUCGAACAAACACUACCAUCUGUCUUGGACGGAUUGCAAAAAACCUGGGACAAAGUACCCGGUCUAAGGUCCUUAUUGCUGCCUUUACAAGAGCUAUCCGUGAUCCCUUUGCACAUGCUCGUGUUGCGGGCUUGCUUGCCUUGGCUGCCACAAUCGAUGUCUUCACUGAAGAAGAUUGCGCCGGGAAAAUUCUACCUGCCAUCUGUCCAUCCUUAAUAGACAAAGAGAAGCUCAUCCGGGACCAAGCAAACAAAACCCUCGAUCUCUACCUACAACGAGUCCGAAAAUUUGCUACCACAAUGGCAGACACAGUGCUGCCACCUAGCGCUCCCACAGAAGCAGUAUCAAACAAGCCCGAUCCCCAACCCGGUAACACGAAUGACAAGUCCUGGGCUGGAUGGGCAAUUUCAUCAUUUACCAACAAGAUUGCAACUGCCAAUGGCGAGAUUGAGCCAACCGCUGUCGCUAACGCCGGACCCGACACUACCCGGUCUGCAUCUGUUCCCCGCCCCGCCAAAUCAUCUCCUUCCACACAGCUCGACUUACCCAAACAAACAUUACGCCCCGCUGCCCAGCCGCUAGCCCGGUCGAUGUCUGACCGUCCGCCUCAUGCUGCCUAUGAACCCCCGGAGGAAGAGGAAGGAGAAGAUGUCUUCGAUGCCUGGGGUGCUAUGGAUGAUGAUGAAAACGAUGUAGACUCCUUCACUGCUGCCGUGGCUUCCCCCAAUCCCUCAUCGCCUGAUCCUUCUGCUAAUAAAUCCUCUGCCGUGCCCUACGACGAUGGUGGUGAGCCCGAUUUUGCAGGGUGGUUAGCCGCCAAGAGCCAGGCUAAGACUAAAAAGCCCCUACCUAAAGGUCUCGGCAAAGUGGGCUCCAAUCUGGCAGCCACCAAAUCCUCCACUAAGCCGCGCGUCCCAACAGCAAAGAAGAUCGAUACAAAGCCCAAGGAUGAAGAGGAUGAUGGAUGGGGAGAUGCAUGGGAUUAG